Messenger RNA from Carlito syrichta (Philippine tarsier), 1198 nucleotides. Its product is annotated as TBC1 domain family member 2A-like. The transcript is spliced from 5 exons. The coding region runs from base 116 to 1198 and encodes 360 amino acids. The record is from RefSeq and is a predicted model, not a curated record. Lineage: Eukaryota; Metazoa; Chordata; Mammalia; Primates; Tarsiidae.
CCUCCCAGGUGUCUGCCUUUUGGAAGGCGCCCGCCGGGUCCCCGAGAUUUGUCCAACUCAGUGGUCCUGCGGACCGACCGGCCUCUUGUCCCUCCGCGGUCGCCGGCUUGGAGCGAUGGAGGGCGUCCCUCGGGAGAACGCCCCGGAGUCCAGCCCCUCCGUCCCCGGCUCAGAAGAGCCCGCGGGCUCGGGCAGGGACCCCGAGGGGUUGCCCCCCGAGGGAUCGGAGGACUGCGCCCGGCCCCUGGGAGCGGCUCCCAAGAAACUCUGUGGGUAUCUAAGUAAGUUUGGCGGCAAAGGGCCCAUCCGGGGCUGGAAAUCCCGCUGGUUCUUUUACGACGAGAGGAAAUGUCACCUGUAUUACUCGCGGACCGCUCAGGAUGCUAACCCCUUGGACAGCAUUGAUCUCUCCAGUGCGGUCUUUGACUGCAAGGCGGACGCUGAGGAGGGGACUUUUGAAAUCAAGACGCCUAGCCGGGUUAUUACCCUGAAGGCCGCCACCAAGCAAGUGAUGCUGUACUGGCUUCAGCAGCUGCAGAUGAAGCGCUGGGAGUUCCACAACAGCCCGCCUGCACCUCCUGCCGCCCCUGACGCCAGCCCGGCUGGGAAUGGGCCCUCCCUGCACGACGAGCUAGGGCAAGAGAAGGUGGAGGUGGAGGAGUUCCUGUGCCCUGUGAAAACGCCCACUGGGCUUGUAGGUGUGGCAGCUGCCAUGCAGCCAGUCCCUGCCAUGCCCUUGGCCCUCCAGAAUAUUUCCCUCAAGCACCUGGGAACUGAAAUACAAAACACGAUGCACAACAUCCGUGGCAACAAGCAGGCCCCAGGAACGGGCCAUGGAGCUCCAGGGGAAGAUUCUCCACAGAGCGUGGAGUCUCAAAGGGAGGAGCAGCCCUCGGCCCAUGACCCCGGCACCCCAGGGAGAGAGCCAGAGGAUUCUCCAAAGUCUGCACCCAAGUCCUCUUUGACCAUCAAUCUCGGUCAGAAAGCCAAGCGUCAGAACAACACCUUCCCACUGUUUUCCGAAGGACUCAUGCGGAACCGCACUGCUCAGGAGAAAGUGGUGGCCCUGGAGCAACAGGUUCUGAUGCUCACCAAGGAGUUAAAGUCCCAGAAGGUGAGCUCUGGCCCAGGGAGGCCCCGGGCUCCAGUGAACCCCUCGGAUCUGGAGCCUUUUGGACAAGCGAGCUACAAUGCGUGA